Molecule: messenger RNA, 2379 nt
Organism: Tympanuchus pallidicinctus (lesser prairie-chicken)
Lineage: Eukaryota; Metazoa; Chordata; Aves; Galliformes; Phasianidae
Gene: SMTNL1
Product: smoothelin like 1
Exons: 7
Coding region: 320-2311 (663 amino acids)
Biological process (GO): actin cytoskeleton organization
Cellular component (GO): microtubule organizing center; filamentous actin
Molecular function (GO): protein binding
Source: RefSeq, a predicted model, not a curated record
UUCGCCCCAAAGGGGUGGGAGCAGAAGCGGCAAUGGGCGGGGACAGCCGAGCUGGGGGCACGGCCUGUAGCGGGUCCGGCCCGGCCCCCGCGUGACCUCCGCGUGUCCCCGUGGAUCUGCCGGCACGUCUCUGCCCUCGUGUGUCGGUGCCUGCUAUGCGUCUGUGUUCCCGUGCCCCUCUGUGUGAUCAUGUCUCUUAUUUUCCCCCAAGUGUCUCCCUUGGAUCAGUGUACCUCGUGUUCCUCAUGUCACCGUUCUCUACCAUAUAUAAGUGUCCCUCGUGUUCCUUCGUGUCUCACGCGUGUCACCCAUCUCCUCCAUGUGCCUGUCUCUCGUGUCCCCCCCCUUGCGUCCCUCCAUGUCCCCUUGUGCGCUUGUGUUUCUCAUAUCCCCCCCACCUGUGACGCCUCCAAGUCCCCCUGUGCCCCCAUGUGCACGUGUCCCCCCGUGUCCUACGUGUACCCGAGGUCUCACCUUCCCCCAUGUCCCUGUGUCCCCCUUGUGCCCGUGCCAUCCUGCAGUCCCCCGUCCCCAGGCCCCGCCCGGCCUCCCACGCCCCCCCCCGUCCCCUCCCCUCCCCGCGGUGCCCCCCUCCGGCCCCCGGCCCGCCCCGUCAACGCUGACUGAAGGCGGCACCUGCGGCAGUCACACGGCCGCGGGGCGAGCGGAGCGCGCCCACAGUAGGAGCAUGGAGUCCCCAGCAAGUGGUGGAGCCCCCGCCCCGAGUGACACAGCCCUGGGUGACGUCGCACAGACAUCAACAGGGCCCACAGAGGGGACGGUUGGGGGGGACAGCAGGGAAAGCAUGGCACAGGAGGGGCAGGGGGAGGCUAGCAGAGCUGAAGGAGGGGCUGGGGGGGAAGCUGCAGGGGAUGUGGGGAGUGAGGGCAAGGGGGAGGCAGCAGAGAAUGCUGGGAGUGAGGCUAAGGUAGAAGCAGCGAAGGAUUAUGGGAGUGAUGCUAAGGGGGAGGUAACAGGGAGUGCUGGGAGUGAGGCCAACAUAAUGGGAGAUGCUGGUAGUGAGGCUAAAGAGGAGGAUGCAAGGGAUGCUGGGAGUGAGGUUAAGGGGGGGGCUGCAAAGGAUGCUGGGAGUGAGGCUGAGGAGGCUGCAAAGGAUGCUGAGAGCAAAGCUAAGGAGGAGGCUGCAAAGGAUGCUGGGAGCAAGGAUAAGGAGGUUGCAAAGGAUGCUGGGAGUGAGGAUAAGGAGGUUGCAAAGGAUGCUGGGAGCGAGGCUAAGGGGGAGGCUGCAAAGGAUGCUGGGAGCGAAGCUAAGGGGGAGGCUGCAAAGGAUGCUGGGAGCGAGGCUAAGGGGGAGGCUGCAAAGGAUGCUGGGAGCGAGGUUAAGGGGGAGGCUGCAAAGGAUGCUGGGAAUGAAGCCAAGGCAGCAGGGGUUUCUGGGAGCGAGGCUGAGAUUGCAGAGGAUGCUGGCAAGGAGCCCGCAGCAGGGCAGGCUGCUGAGCAUGAGGCUGAAGGGCAGGCCAGAGGCAGCGCAGUGCCACAGGAGGAGGCCGAGCCCGGGCCCAGGCCGGAGGCAGCGGGCAGCACCCAAGGCCGGCAGGAGCCCACCUGGCUGCAGGAUGAGGAUGAUGAGCUGUGGCCUGAGUUCCCCCCCUGCUCGCCCACGGAGGGGGCCGCCAGCCCCACCACCCCACUCUCCCCUACCUCCCCUGUGUCUCCCACGUUCCCCGUAUCUCCCACAUCCCCUUCGCCUCCUGUGUCCCCCACAUCUCCCACAGGUGAUAUCCACAGUGGUGACCCUAUCCCUGCUCACAGCCACCACUCCUGUGUUCCCAGUGGUGUGUCUGCAGUGGGGCCACGAGGACGGGUGCCCCCCCGGGUGGCAUCUGUGGGGCGGCCACGAGUGAGCAGCCGGGCAUAUGGACGGAGUGCCAUCCUGGAGAAGUUUGGGGGGGCAGCCACAGGCCCAGCCCCACACCUGAAGCGUGUGGGGGCCACGGGCUCAGUGAAGGCCAUGCUGCUGGAGUGGUGCCGCGCCAGGACACGUGGCUACCAGCAUGUGGACAUCCAGAACUUCUCAGGGAGCUGGAGCAGCGGCCUGGCCUUCUGCGCCCUCAUCCACAGCUUCUUCCCCGAUGCCUUUGACUAUGGCAGCCUGGAGCCCCAGGACCGCCGGCGUAACUUCACCCUGGCCUUCAGCACCGCAGAGGAGCGUGUCGACUGUGCCCAGCUGCUGGAGGUGGAAGACAUGCUGCGGCUGACGGUGCCAGACGCCAAGUGCAUCUAUACCUACGUGCAGGAGCUGUACCGCAGCUUGGUGGCCAAGGGGCUAGUGAAGACCAAGAAGCGCUGAGGCCCUGCCAGCCCCAUUCCCCACUUUGUCCCCCAGCCCCUAGAAGUAAAGGUUUGCAGUGCCAUGCC